AUGGUUCAUGCCGUCGGAGCAUUGUCGUGCAACAACCUGCAAUUCAACCAAGGCCAUUCUGUACGCGCGGCGGAGCUCUACGUAUCUGCAAUGUCGUAUUAUCCUUAUGUCAUGGGGCAGGCCUCAACCAUCCUCCAGAUACAAGCGUCGGUGCUCAUGAUCCUGUACGCGCUGCAAUGUCCUUCGGCGGAGGAGAUAUCCACCACAGUCUCCUCCAUAAUACCUUUCUGUACUGCGACUAUAGCAGAGAUACGAAGACACACAUCCUAUAACGGUAGCGACGAUAGUCCGGAAGUAGCAACGUCUACGGGCGAGUUCUUUACAGAGUCCUUGUUCAUCACUUGCUACAUGUUGAACGAAAUUAUCGUAUCCGGGUGGGACAGACCAGUUUCUGCAGCCUACAAGGCAAUCGACGACGACAUGUUCACGAUCAGCAAUGAGGUUCCAUCGUUGUCGACCUCAAACACAGCGCUGAGCCAUCUGUUCCGACUCCGCAAAAUACAGGCCGACAUCCGGCGGUACUGGCACCAAACUCAAGAGGCAGAAUCAGAAGAAGUACAUAGAGAUGACCUGCUCAAGUCUGCAUUGGACACUUGGAGAAAGGAUAUCCCCCGGUAUGGUCUGGAAGGCGCCCCAUGCACCUACCUUCAUCCACUCUGGAUGGCAAAUCUCUACGACUACAGCGUUAUCAUUCUAAUGCAAGAGAAACGCCACCGUCUCAAGUUCAAGGAUAUCGAGGAUGUUCUUUGCGCGAUUGUCGAGGUCUGCCUCAAUUUCAGGCAGCUCCAAGAGGAAGGACAGGUGAUGUGCUAUACCUGGUCUGCACUUGUCUUCCAAUUCAGAGCUGGCGUCAUGCUCCUCUACAUCUUCUGGGUGACACCGCGCGAGCAGAGAUUCAUGCAACAAGCGCUAGAAGCGCUAGAAGCUUGCUUGAAGACCAUAGACCAGUUUGCAGACCGGUGGCACGAUGCCACUCCUUACAAGAAUGCCCUUGAUUUUCUUGUUCAGAGAGCUCCUUGGAUACCAAAGGUCUUCACACAGCAGCAAUGGGUAAAUUGGGACCUACAAAAGAUGGACGACUGCUUGGCAAGGUUGAAGAAGCAGUAUCUGCACAAGGGUGUGCUAGAGAUGAUUGAAGACAUGAUAUAUCGGCGUCCUGUAGAGGAUCAUGACAAAACGUUAUUGUGA
Messenger RNA from Aspergillus clavatus NRRL 1, 1188 nucleotides. RefSeq names its product fungal specific transcription factor domain-containing protein. Gene Ontology annotation, biological process: positive regulation of transcription by RNA polymerase II. The transcript is spliced from 3 exons. Gene Ontology annotation, molecular function: DNA-binding transcription factor activity, RNA polymerase II-specific; sequence-specific DNA binding. The coding region runs from base 1 to 1188 and encodes 395 amino acids. The record is from RefSeq and is a predicted model, not a curated record. Lineage: Eukaryota; Fungi; Ascomycota; Eurotiomycetes; Eurotiales; Aspergillaceae.